Molecule: messenger RNA, 1190 nt
Organism: Momordica charantia (bitter melon)
Lineage: Eukaryota; Viridiplantae; Streptophyta; Magnoliopsida; Cucurbitales; Cucurbitaceae
Source: RefSeq, a predicted model, not a curated record
CCAACAGGAAAGAAGAAAAAAAAAUGAAGGAAAAAAAGGAAUUUGAAGGUGAGGUUGUGAAGAGGUCCAUUUCAUCUCCAUCCUAUUUAAGAACAUGAGUCAUAUAUUCUCUCUAGUGUUGUAGCCCUGAGGCAAUCCAUCUCUCUGCAUUUAAAGCUACCUUUUCUAAUUAUGACAGACUGCAGAGAAGAGUUAAGAUGAUUGCCAUCUUCUCUUAAGAGCCCCAAUGACCAAAUGAACCAACCCCCCAUGUCCUUUCAAAUUCAACAAACUUUAGCAUGUAUACCUUUUGUAAAUAAGAAGGAUUUCCCUUUCAUUGACACCCUUCUAGCUGUCUUCUGCUCAGUGAAAAGUCAGACUAUUUAUUUGCCUUUGAAUUUCCAGGUGGUGCAGUAAGGGUUUUUUAUCCAGCCAUUAAAGACUUGAGAAACCUGUUUGGGUCAGAGAGGUAGCAAAAGGGCAUGAAUGGUUCCCUCAGGUGUCUAAAUUCAAGAACCUCCCCAAAUUCUGUUAUUGAUUCUUCUUCUUCUUCUUCUUCUUCUUCUUCUUCUUCAUUUUGUUGCCUAAAGUUAUGGAGCCUUCCCAAAUUUUUGGAGUUGCAGAAGAAUGUCACAGCAGUGAAUCUGGUUGGACUAUGUAUAUUGGAUCUCCUGCAGGUGGGUCUAGUGAUGCUGAUGCUGAUGCUGCACCUUCUGGUGAUGAUGGAGAAGAUGAAGAUGAAGAUGAAGAUUGCUAUGGAAAUAACCAAGAUGAGAGUGAUGAUUCCAUGGCUUCUGAUGCUUCUUCAGGCCCAAGCCAUCAAGUGGGGCACCCAUUUGGAGGAAAUGGGAGGGUGAAGAAUCCCAAUCCCCAUGGCUUGAAGCAACAGAGUGAGGUCAAGUUUUGCUUUGAAACCAAAACCAAGAAGCCAUUAAUGGAGAAGCAGAGAGCUGAGAGGAAGGAAGUGAAAGAGAAGUUGGUUUUGGUUGGCCAAAAGCCAAAGACUUCAGUUCAGAGCAGUUCAAAGGUGAGAAAGAGCAUCUGGAUGGGCAAAAAAAACUAGCCAAGCUGGUUUUUUUUUUCUUCUUCUUCUUCUUUUUUUUCAUCUGGGUGUUUCAUUUAUGUUUUCUUGCACUUGGAAAAUAUGAGCUGUAUCCUUUUGAAGAACAAUGUUUUUGCAACAAUCAGUUACUAUGUUUUCCUCUACAUAC